CAGCGCGUCCAUUUGAUUCGUAUAUCGGAACGUCAUUUUAAUACAAUUGUAGUUUUCGUUUGUGCAGUUAUCUCUGUAAUUUCAGAAUUGUAGUCGUUUUAUGUGUCACCGAUUUAAGUAUUGUGAUUAUUUGUAACCAUUAAUCAUGUCGGAUGGAUUGGAGACACCGUUUAGCAACGUCGAUAUCAACAACGAGAACAGAGAUGACGAAGACCUUUUUGCUUCAGCGGUCCAGGAAGUUAGCUUGGAUCCAGAGGUAAAUGGAGUAAGGGAAAGCUUAGAAAAGGCCUCCAUUGGAGAUGUAUCAAGUAUUGGCAGUCCUAUAAUGGAAGAGAUAGUCACAGAGCGCGCCAACAACAUAAUAGUAACAGUAACAGAGCCUCAAAAAAUUGGUGAAGGCAUGAGCUCAUAUGUAGCGUAUAGGGUCCUCACAAAAACUAACAUGCCAAUAUUUAGCAAGCACGAUUUUGCUGUUCUCCGGCGUUUCAGUGACUUCCUUGGCUUACAUGAAAAACUAACAGAAAAAUAUCUACGGUCAGGUAGAAUAAUACCCCCUGCACCGGAAAAAAGUAUUGUAGGCACAACAAAGUUAAAGAUGACGUCGACCCCGUCAACGGAAAGCGCGAACGGCACGACUGGGUCCAAUUCGCUGCAAUCACAGUUCGUAGAGCGGCGGCGGGCUGCCCUCGAGAGAUUCUUGAACAGAGUUGCCCAGCACCCCGUACUGUGCAUUGAUCCCGAUUUUAGAGAGUUUUUGGAAUCUGAAUCGGAGUUACCAAAAGCAACAAGCACAUCGGCUCUCAGCGGAGCUGGUAUGUUGCGACUGUUCAACAAAGUAGGCGAAACAGUUAACAAGAUCACAUACAGAAUGGAUGAAUCCGAUCCGUGGUUCGAGGAGCGCGUGGCGCGCGUGGAGUCGCUGGAGAGCGGGCUGCGGCGGCUGUGCGGCGCGUGCGAGGCGCUGGCCACCGAGCGGCGCGAGCUGGCGGCGCGCUCGCACGAGGCCGCGCGCUCCGUCGCCGCCGCCGCCGCCGCCGACCCGCACGCGCCGCUCUCCCGCGCGCUCUCGCACCUCUCCGACCUGCACGAGAAGAUAGAACAUCUAAGGAUCGAACAGUCAAACACGGACUUUUAUGUGCUAACCGAACACAUCAAGGACUACCUGGGCCUUAUUGGUGCUAUCAAAGAUGUUUUCCAUGAACGAGUUAAGGUGUUCCAAAACUGGCAACACGCACAGAUGCAACUCACAAAGCGGAGAGAGAAUAAAGCUAAGGCUGAAAUCGCUAACCGGCCGGAGAAAAUAGAACAGGCUGCUAACGAAAUUAUUGAGUGGGAGUCAAAAGUGGAGCGCGGCCAACAAGAGUUCGAUCAAAUUUCGCGCGUUAUCAAGAAAGAGCUGGAGAGGUGGGAGGAAAUCAGGAUUUCGGAGCUCAGGGCUACCAUACUCCGCUACCUUGAAGAGCACAUGAAGCAUCAGGCUCAGUCGAUUCGCUAUUGGGACGCGUUCCUGCCAGAGGCGCGUGCCAUUAAAUGAGUGCGGGGCGGCGCUUACUGCGCACGCGUGUCUUAAUCUUUUUUAUUUUAUUUUUUUUUUUUUAA
Messenger RNA from Zerene cesonia (dogface butterfly), 1599 nucleotides. It is a transcript of the gene Snx1, whose product is annotated as sorting nexin-2. The record is from RefSeq and is a predicted model, not a curated record. Lineage: Eukaryota; Metazoa; Arthropoda; Insecta; Lepidoptera; Pieridae. The coding region runs from base 146 to 1534 and encodes 462 amino acids. The transcript has 10 exons. Gene Ontology annotation, biological process: early endosome to Golgi transport. Gene Ontology annotation, molecular function: phosphatidylinositol binding. Gene Ontology annotation, cellular component: endosome membrane; endosome.